GGCUCCUCUGCCUCCUGCGGCUGCUGCCUCCGCUGCUGCCUCCUCCUUCCCCACCUCCUCCGUCAGGGGAGCGUCUGCGGGGGCCUGAGGGGCGGCGGCGGCGGCGGCAGCGGCGGCAGCGGCGGCAGCGGCUGCGAAAUGGAGCCGGGGGCCGGCGGCCGGAAUGCUGCUCGCGAACAGGGGGCUGGGCCCCCGAGCCCUCUGCAGCCCCGGGAACAGGAGCGGAAGCUGGAGCAGGAGAAGCUCUCCGGAGUGGUAAAGAGCGUCCACCGGCGGCUCCGCAAGAAGUACCGAGAAGUGUCUUUACUGUGUCCUGCCUCCCUCUGGUUGCUACAGAUUCAUCUCCAUUUUCAGAAUUUUGUACAUAAAGUGGGAGAUUUUGAUAAGAUCUGGAGAGAACACUGUGAAGAUGAGGAAACACUUUGUGAAUAUGCCGUUGCAAUGAAAAAUUUGGCAGAUAAUCAUUGGGCGAAAACUUGUGAGGGUGAAGGUCGCAUUGAAUGGUGCUGUAGUGUAUGUAGAGAAUAUUUCCAAAAUGGUGGAAAGAGAAAAGCACUUGAAAAAGAUGAAAAAAGAGCUGUACUCACCAGUAAGACCACUCCAGCCUUAAACAUGCAUGAGUCUUCUAAACUUGAAGGCCAUUUAACCAACCUCAAUUUUACAAACCCUGAAUUUAUAACUGAGUUGCUACAAGCCUCAGGAAAGAUCAGAUUACUUGAUGUUGGCAGCUGCUUUAACCCAUUUUUGAAGUUUGAAGAAUUUCUGACUGUUGGCAUAGACAUUGUACCUGCUGUGGAGAGUGUGUAUAAAUGUGACUUCCUGAACUUACAACUUCAGCAGCCACUCCAGCUUGCACAGGAUGCUAUAGAUGCUUUUUUGAAGCAGCUGAAAAACCCUAUUGAUUCUCUUCCUGGAGAACUAUUUCAUGUGGUAGUUUUCUCUCUUCUCCUUUCCUAUUUUCCAUCACCCUACCAGCGAUGGAUUUGCUGCAAGAAAGCUCAUGAAUUACUAGUGUUAAAUGGUUUAUUACUUAUCAUCACACCUGAUUCCUCUCAUCAGAACCGUCAUGCUAUGAUGAUGAAAAGCUGGAAGAUUGCUAUAGAAUCCCUGGGCUUUAAACGCUUCAAGUAUUCAAAAUUUUCACAUAUGCAUCUGAUGGCAUUUAGGAAAAUCUCUCUAAAAACCACAAGUGACUUGGUUAGUAGGAACUACCCAGGGAUGUUAUAUAUUCCUCAAGAUUUCAACAGUGUAGAAGAUGAGGAAUAUUCUAACCCUUCCUGCUAUGUUCGAUCAGAUAUAGAAGAUGAACAACUGGCAUAUGGUUUCACAGAGCUCCCUGAUGCUCCGUACGACUCAGAUUCUGGAGAAAGUCAAGCCAGUUCUAUUCCUUUCUAUGAGCUAGAGGACCCCAUAUUACUUUUAAGUUAAUAUGAAAGCAAAAGGCCCUUUCAGUCCAGACUCCUAAUUGCUUACACUAAUUGGAAAUACUAACAUGAACUCAGUGCUUAAAACCUGGUUUGCAUAGAAGAAAUGCAAAGGUUUACAGAGUUUGCUAUUUUUUUCUACUUCUGGAUUUUAAAAUUUAUUCUUAUAUAGAAAGCUUAAAGUUUCAUGCAGAGUGACUCCUGUCAUAGCAGAAACCACUGUUACAUUAGCAUUUCACACUAAAAUAUAGAAAGGUACCUUUGUUUCUCUUUAGUGCUAUUGUGAAAAAUGAAUCAUAAUUUUCUAUAUAUUUUUGUUUCCUUCAGUUGUUCAUUGUUGACUUUAAACUAUUACAAUGGGAAACUAAGAAAUGUAGAGAGCUGUAGAUUGCACUUUGUUGACUCAUAAGUUGAAUAUGAUACAUAGAUCGGUUUAGUUGUUUGUGAUGCACUUAUCUUUUUUUCUAACUAAAUUGUUAUCUAAUACAGAAAGCUGUCUUAUAUUCAGUUUUGUCUGAUGAUUCAGUAUUUCCUGAACUUUUUGGAACUGGUGAUAAGUCUUCUUUUCUUCUAUUGAACUCAUUUGGCAGCCUCAGACAUUGGGGAAAAUAUUUCCCCCAGAGUACGUAUUCUCAUUUCCUUAGCACAGUACAAGAAACACCAAUUGCCAAAGUGAUAUUUUCAUAACUUUCUUAUUGUUUUGGGCCUUGGUGUUAAACAUAUUUAUCUGUGAGAGUUCACUUUUACUUCUUUAAAAUUUAGGUUUCAUUUACAAAAUUUUCUAUUUAAGCAAAGAACAAUGUAUAAUAGUACUGACGGAAAACACCUUUGUGAAAGGGUUUGCACUUGUGCGAGAGUUUAUGUUGUAUUGAAACCAGCUUUGAUAGGGUCCCCACCUUUCCACUAAGGAGGUGCUGCACUACAAGUUUGGAAUUGUAUAGAAAAAUUUAAAAUUAGUCCUCUGCUCAAAGUUUCAUAAAAUGGUUUUGACCUUGUGGUAACAUAAUUUUUUUCUAAACCCUAGCACAAAAUUUUUCUUUGAAUAUAAAACCAUUAGUUGGCUGUGGGAAUCUUCCCUUUCCACAUUGAUAAAUGCCUUUCUAUGUUUCUGAAUCAGAAGCAAAUAAGGAAAAUAAAUGUCCAAACAAGACAAGUUUAAACUGCUAGAAACAUUUAGUCCACAUUGUCUUGUCAGCCAGCAAUUGUCAUGUAAACUAUCAUUUUUAAGAGUGCCACUGUGUGGAUUUUUUUCAAGUGGUUAUUACAUUAAAAUUACCUCAUACUGAGGUUUUUGCACUGAAAUAUCACAGUUUCAGAUUUCAUGGUUAAAUGUGUGUGUGCGUGCGCACGUGUGUGUAUGUAUGUAUUUUUAAAGGAAAUUUGCAUUUUCAACAGUUGAUCCUAAAUUUCAUAAACUGCACUUCCUUACUCUGGUAAAACUGAUGUUUUUGUGCUUAUUGUGAAUUGCUGUAGUUAACUUUGAAUGUCAGAUUUUAUUUAGGAAUACAAAAUUGAUCCUUUAAGAUACAAAUGGUUGAGUGUGUAUACCCAGUAUUUCAAAUGAAAUUUCACAUGCUAAAUUAAUGAAGGUAAAAGGUUGUAAUUAAUAUGAACAGUCAGUGACCAAAUGCAGUAAUUAUUGGUUGCUCAAAUAUGCCAUGAGUAACUUAAAAUUUUUCAUUUAUUUUCAAUAGCAUGCAAGUCCUCAAUAAGUGGAGUAGACUUUUUCUUGUAGUUAAGCACUAUAGGAUCAUGUCCUAUUCCUCCAUCAAAACGAAAACAAAACUUAAAAACGGUAUAUUCACAAUAAUUCAGAUUUGUGUUUUGGUAGUACUCCUUUUGCCAAACUGUUUUCUUCAUUUGACUAAUCCUAAAAGCAAAGAAAACAGUACACAAAUGAAAGUGCAUUGAAACUAAGUGAAAACAAUAGUUUUGAAAGUUUGGUCUAACUAUGACCAUUGAGACAGCCUUUGUGUUAGAGCUAAAAUGUUGGUGCUAUAAAUUCUUCUGAUUGUUUACAGAUACUGAUUCUGCUUAUGCUCUAAACUGUGCAUGAUGUAUUUUAAGUAGUACUUUAAAGAAAAUAUCGUUAUAAAACCUACUACCACUUCAGUUUAUUUGAAUUUGUAUCAUUUACUAUAAAUUCAGUUUUCUCAAAUUUGGUUCAUGCAGGAUUUAAUCUAACACAUAGUCCACCAAAGCCAGUUCAUUGUAUGUAUUGAAAUAUAGGCAGUCAUUGUGGCUUUUGCCAGAUCACAUGUGUAAUGACAAAUGAACUUAAUAGGGCCUUCUAAUACUGUAUGGGUACUCUUAAGAAUGAUUUCAUUUGAAUAUAAAAAAAGUUAAGGGGCCUCCUGUCAUAUUCAUGUUAAUUUCCCCAAAAUAAUUUGGCAUUUCAGGAUUGUGAAUAGAUGUUGUGGUUUUACCAUUGUUGCCAAGUGGUGGGAGGUAGUGAACCUGAAAAUGUAUGUUUGUGUUUGUUGUAUUUUUUCACAUUUUGUGAACAAAGCACAUUUAUUAAAAAUUUUAAAUUUUCUAGUA
Molecule: messenger RNA, 3965 nt
Organism: Cavia porcellus (domestic guinea pig)
Lineage: Eukaryota; Metazoa; Chordata; Mammalia; Rodentia; Caviidae
Gene: Bmt2
Product: base methyltransferase of 25S rRNA 2 homolog
Exons: 6
Coding region: 139-1428 (429 amino acids)
Biological process (GO): negative regulation of TORC1 signaling
Source: RefSeq, a predicted model, not a curated record